Messenger RNA from Verticillium nonalfalfae, 1467 nucleotides. RefSeq lists its product as uncharacterized. Gene Ontology annotation, biological process: regulation of transcription by RNA polymerase II. Gene Ontology annotation, molecular function: zinc ion binding; DNA-binding transcription factor activity, RNA polymerase II-specific. Lineage: Eukaryota; Fungi; Ascomycota; Sordariomycetes; Glomerellales; Plectosphaerellaceae. The coding region runs from base 1 to 1467 and encodes 488 amino acids. The transcript has 2 exons. The record is from RefSeq and is a predicted model, not a curated record.
AUGCCUCCCCGACGAUCACACAAGAAAUCGAGGGCAGGCUGUCGGCGGUGCAAGUCGCGCAAGAUCAAGUGCGAUGAAGUUCAUCCACGAUGCGGCAACUGCCUCAAGCACGGCGUGGCAUGCGAUUUUCAGAACCCCGACAUCGUCGAAGAUCUCGUCGCUACCGCCUCAGCACCAUCGCCGGCAGCCCCCGCCUCGACAACGGCCUCAGCGGCAGACGCCUCGACGCCCGCCUCCUCUCCCACCAUACCAUCGCUCAGCGACCUCAGGACACCGUUACAAGGCGUCACAUCACCGGCCCUGUCAUUUGCCACACCUCUCUACACCAUGCCGUCGACGCCCACCAUCAGCACCAAGUCCCCGACGAACCGUCUCCUCGAGCUUCGCCUGAUGCACCAGUACACAUCCAUGACAUCGCGCACCCUCGUCGUGAACUCGCCCAUCACCGACGAUAUUUGGCAGAACACAGUCCCCCGCCUCGCCUUUAGCGGCGCCAACUAUCUCGCCGACGCCAUGCUCGCCGUCGCCGCCCUUCACCUCCGCUCCUUCAACCCCGACGACAAGGAUCUCGCCCGCGCCUCCCACUCCUACAUGGCCUCGUCUCUGUCCGCGUACUGCGCCUCUCUGAACGAAGGGAUCAACGAGUCCAACGCCGAGGCCCUCUUCCUGACGGCCACCCUCAUCGCCUUCCAGUCGUCUGCCUCGCGCAUCUUCAUCCGCGACGACGCGAACCCUGCCGACCCCUCGAGCGUCUACACGCUGCCGCUCUCGUGGUUCCACGCCUUCCAGGGUGUCAAGACGGUCGUCGCCUCGUCCUGGCCCUGGCUCCGCUCCUCGGGCAUCGUCAUACCCAUCAUCGACUCGCAGCCCGUGCUGCAGCUGGACCUAGACGGCUGUGCCCCUACGUCCUUCUUCGGCCACCUUCUCACGGACCUCGACGACGAGCUCGCCACCGAGCCGUGCCCCGUGACCGUCAUGGCGACCAAACAGACCUAUCUCCACGCCGUCGCCGUCCUCAACUGGGCGCACAAGAUCCCGCACCGCGGCGCCGCCCUCGCCUUCCCGGCCACCGUGUCGAAGCGUUUUCUCGACCUGAUCGAGGCCCGCCGUCCGCGCGCCCUCGUCGUGCUCGCCUGCUUCUUCGCCUGCCUCAAGAGCAUCGAGAACGUCUGGUGGCUGCACGGCGCCGCCCGCCGCGAGGUCAUGGGCAUCGUCUCCCAGUUCGAGGCCGCGAGCCCCUGGUGGGCCCACCUCGAGUGGCCCGUCCGCAUCGCCCUCUACGACGGCGCCGUCAUCCCGCCCGACGUCUGGGGUGCCGACUGGGUCACGGAGGAGGGCAAGACGGACAAGGGCUCCACCAUGCUCAACGAGACGUUUGUCAACCACAUCGAGAUCCUCGCCGGCAUGCUGGCCAAGGCCCAGUCGCUGCCGCCGAUCCCCAUCCCGGGUGAUGCGGUUCUCGGGUGA